AUAUUGCCAUCAGUGAAUGUAUGAUUUUAAAAACAAUUUUCGUUUUGGCACAUUCAUAUUACGUAGCUCAAGGAAAUAUAUCGUUUGUCCAAUAAAAAUUUGAAAGGAAAACCGUAAGAGUACAGCCUGUUUUUACAUUCCUCAUUGGAAUUGAUACAAAAAUUACAAUGAAGCAUUAGGCACAAUGCUUAUACCAGGGAUAUCAGCCGUGAAGAAUGACCCAUCAUGCAUCUCAGACCUCCUUACACCUCCCUAGUGAUGCUAGUGACAUCCAGCAACUACAAGAGGAAAACGAACUGCUACACGGAAAAAUUCGAGGAUACUUAACUUUAGGAAACUUAUUACUUGAGAAAAAAGAAGAGUGUCAAGUGUUGCAGGAGGAAAACAAAGCUCUCCGCGAAGCAUUAGAGUUGAUACAGAAAAACAACCAAUCACAGCCAAACGUAAUGGAUCAUGAUAUAGACGUUACAUUUAACAAGGUUAAGACUGAAGGUCCUCCAUCUUUAAAAAUUGAUAAUCAACAAAAGCACACCACUGAACAUUUUCCAAGCUACAUCCAUAACACAGUUACAAUGUCCAACUCAUCACCCCCCAAAGAUGUUGUUACACAUGCCAAACCUUUUCUGGAUGACAAGAUGCCAACACAAGAGUCCCUAGAAUUCGAAAACCACAGCGCAAAGAAUCGGAGCUGUCGCACCUCAGAAUCAGCCUCCAGUUUUGAGCGAAUUGACCCUACCCCCUCUGGAUCGCUUCUGGAGCAGAUGACAAGACAAACUAACACUUCUCCGAACUUAAAUCGGCAGCUCUCAACGAAGGUCAACUACACAAGUUCUAACGGUAGCCUGAAUCUGAUGGAGUUUCCAUCGAUGUCAGAGUCCCAGCAGGUCAUUAGCAGCCCCCAGGAAGAACUCUCUGGUCCAGUUGAUGCCCAAAAUAUUCCGAACAGAGACAACAGAGAGGAGGAAACUGUACUGAGUAUAAAGGUGAGCCAGGUGGCCGGUACGAUCGACCUAACGACCGACGGCCCCGCUGAGAAAAUGAGGAAAUUCCUGGAGGAGCUCGUCCCAGAAAUCGAAAAACAGGAAGAAGAGACCAAGAAAUACAAGACAUGCAAUUUAGCACUAAAAGAAGAACUAGAACAAGAAAAGUCGGAGAAUCGCCGUCUGCUACAGAGGAUACAACAGCUGGAGCAUCAGGUCAACAACCUGAGUCCUGCUUCAUCCAUGUCCUCCCAGACCCAGGUUCUGGACUGGGAACAGCACAGGAGAAAAGACGUACAGAAAAUGGAGAAUGGUAGACUUAGCAGUAGAGAACAGGAGACUAUAGACAAAUUACAGAAGGAAACCCAGAAAUGGCGGGACUAUUUUAGUCAGUGGACGCGAGAUAAGGAGAAGUUAAAGUCAGAGAAUGAUAAACUGAGAGCAGAAAUCACAAACUUCAAAGCUCAGGACGAAAAAAGACAGGAAGAGUUUGACAAGAUUCUUCUUAAUGCCAAGGAAAGGACUAACGAGGCAGAGGCCAAACGGGAAGAUUUACAACAGAGACUGGACAGACAAACUCUGAAGGUCGAGGCCUUGGAAGCGGAAGCUUAUCAGACAUUAGAGGUCAUUAAUGGACUCAAAAGGGAGAAGAGUGCCAUGGAGGCUGAGGUGAAUGUCCUUAAGGGAACAGGCAAUGGGGUUAGAGUUGUUGGACUUACAGAAAGCCGCAGCAGUGAGGAACUGAAGCUAGAAAAUGCCGUUCUGAGAGAACAGCUGACAGUAUUUAAGGAGGACUUUGACAGAGAGAGAAGUGACCGGGCCCAUGCUCAGUCUGUGAAGGACGAUCUCAGGAAGCAGCUGGAGGCAGAGCAGAGGAAGGUCAAGACCCUACAGGACCAGCUCAGGGGCUUCGAGAGACAGCUUCGAAGUGCAGAGAAGAAUGUGAAGCAAACAAUGACAGAAAAUGUACAGUUACAUUCUGAAAAUCAAAAACUGAAAAAAGAGCUUCAGCGUGAAAAGGAUAGGAAUGCCCAACAGCAGUACUACCAAAUGAUGAAUCGUCCUGCUGUGCCAGAGUUCAUGACCCCCUACAGAAGCCAGCCUGAGUCUGAUCCUAUGGCACAACCUGUACCCCCAUACAUGUUCCAAACAGCACGACCUCAAGACACUUCAGGGGAGUAUUUCCGACCCCAGUUGACCAAUAAGGCCCAGCUGUGUCCUGAACAGCUCCCCGGGGCCUGGGGAUGUCCUAACUGUACCUACACAAACCACCCCUCCCGCACCGUGUGUGAAAUCUGUGGAUGUGUCUUCACAAGAGAACAACUUCAGAACUAUUACCAGCAAAAUACCAAUCAGUCACAACAUCUGAUGGCUCGGGGAGACACAGUGCCACCUGGUGGUGGUGAUGACCCUCGUGACCUUUGUACUGACUCUGGCAAGAAGGCCAUCAACUGUCAUUAGUAUUCUUCAAAGUGCCACAUACCUUUUAUUUGAACAAUACCAAUGACAGUUGAGCCCUUUCAGCUUCUGUUUUUCGCCCUCUGUGGAGAGACUAACACACAAGUCAGAUCAAAUCUGACAUAGCUAUUUUUAAUCUCAGUAUGUUUUGGAAGUACCAAAUAUUUCAAUGCCAAGCUCAAAAAGCUUGUCAUUGAAAUAUUUUGUACUUCCAAAAUCACUGAGAUUAAAAUUUAAGUCAAAUAUUACCCCAAAUAUUUGAACCAUGCAUUUCGACCCCAUCUUCUUGACAGAGGAUAUAAAACGUGACAGAAGCCAUGUGUUUUGGAGAUGUCAGUGUUAUCGGUGAUUCCAUCACAAGAUCAUGGAUGGAGGUAUUUUUGUUCUGUUGAUAAUUGAUUGACCACAUUGAAGUGUGGGGAUUCAGAGUACCUAUGGGAGUUAACUCCCAUUAGUGUGAAACAGAAACAAGUCGAGGAGGAAAUGUUGGACUAACUGGAACUGUACUAUGGAAGGAAUAAGAGAGGUUUGAAAAUUUAAGAUUCUGAUUGAAGAUGCACCAAUUAUUUCUCCUGAGGAUAUCCUGGAGUUAACCAUGAAACAGAAAUUUAAAUUUAACUGCAAAUCUUUGUGUUUUUUUAAAUCACACACAUUAGUAGGUAGUAGUUUGUUUUGUUUUAUUAUUCAUGAUGAUAAUAUUUUAUUCAACUUGUACAUUGAAAUGCACAAAUAGUUCCCAAAAUAGUGGACAUUUUUUAUGUUGUGAUGUAUUAAAUUAUAUAUUUUAUUUUACUUGAUUUUUAUUCAUAUUCAUGUUGUAAAUUAUUUACCGUUUAUUUGUUUGAUGUACUGUAAAUUAGUUCUUUCUAAUUACUGAUUCCUACUCAUGUAAUUGUAAUUUGUAAAUGUAACUUUAGUACAUUAUGAUCUAUAAUCCAGAAGUAAUACUUUAAUUAGGAGAAAGUUCCUAGGGCUAUUAAAAUUCUGAUAAAGCAAGAAAUGAAAAAAAAUCUUACAUAUCUUAUUUAGGUUAUAUACUGUCUCAUGUAAAUAACAUUGAUUGUACUAAAUUCUGUGAUUUAAUCUAUUAUAUGUGUAGAGAAAUAUUUCUUAUUUUCUCAUAAUUAUGUCAAAGAAAAUACUAGUAAGACACUGUGGCCAUUGCAGAAAAUUUACAACGUAAUGUUUUGAAUUUUAUUUGUAGUUUCUUAUAUUCCCACAAUAAAUCUCUUUAGUGUUAUUAUACGAAAUUACAUAUAA
Molecule: messenger RNA, 3698 nt
Organism: Saccostrea cuccullata (small rock oyster)
Lineage: Eukaryota; Metazoa; Mollusca; Bivalvia; Ostreida; Ostreidae
Product: TNFAIP3-interacting protein 1-like
Exons: 18
Coding region: 216-2441 (741 amino acids)
Source: RefSeq, a predicted model, not a curated record